GGAGCGGCAAAGUUAUUGAAGGUGAAGAGACCCAAUAUCUUUUGGACAUCAUGUGCUACUCACACCAUCAAUUUAAUGCUUGAAAGCAUUGGAAAACUGCCAAGGUACAAAAAAGUCAUUGAUCAAGCCAAGAGUUUGACAAUCUUUAUUUAUGCACAUCAUAAGACCUUAUCCUUAAUGAGGUCAUUUACAAAGAAGAGGGAUAUAGUGAGACCAGGUGUCACUAGAUUUGCUUCUUAUUUCCUUACUCUACAAAGUUUAAUGGAGAAAAAGAGCCAAUUGAGGGAAAUGUUUACUAGCUCUGAGUGGGAGGAGUGCAAGUGGUCAAAGACUGUUAAAGGGAAAGCAGCCUAUGCAACUGUGUUAAGCAUUGCUUUCUGGAAUGGUGUGACUAUAUGUCUUAAGGUUUUUGCACCUUUGGUGAAGGUGCUUCGAAUUGUUGAUGCAAAUAAGAAGCCUUCUAUGGGCUUUUUAUAUGGAGAGAUUAAUCAGGCAAAAAAGGAUAUUAAGGAGGCCCUAAACAAUCUUGAAAAGAACUAUUUGCCUAUUAUGGAAAUUAUUGAUGCAAGAGUGAAAGAUAGGCUAGAUAGUCCAUUGCAUUUUGCGGCUUACCUUUUGAAUCCAUAUUAUUUGUUCAAAGAUAUGGAUAUGCAAUUUGAUAAUGAACUAAUGGAUGGGUUUUUUAAUGCUGUGGAGAUGUUUUUUUAUGGUGAUGAUCGCAUGCAAGGGUAUAUUUUAAAUGUUGAGUUUCCAAAAUAUACUUGCAAAGAAGGAGUUUUUGGAAAGUCAUGGGCAAUUCAAGGGUGUGCAACAAAUGAUGAUAAUUAUAACCCAGUUAAAUGGUGGAUGACUUAUGGAAAUCAAACACCAAACUUGCAACGAAUGGCGAGAAGGAUCCUCUCGUUAACUAGUAGUUCAUCCGGUUGUGAAAGAAAUUGGAGUGCUUUUGAAGGGGUUAGUGCAUAUUUUAAAGUGUUUUCAAUAUUUUAAUCAAUUAGUUAUCUAUCAUUUAUAUUGAAUUAUUGAUAUUGCUUUCAUUUUCUUCAUGUAGAUACAUACGAAGAAAAGAAAUAGACUAGAUGUUACUCGAUUGAACAAUCUAGUCUUUGUCCAAUUUAAUGCAAAAUUGAUGAACAAGCAAAAAAGGGAGAAGGAGAGGAAUGUUGAUGUGCUACUUGCUAGUGAUGCUAGUAAUGCACAAGGAUGGAUCGUUGAUGGAGAAGAUGAUGAAGAAAUUGAGCCUAGUAUGGG
Diospyros lotus (date-plum) is the source of this 1251-nucleotide messenger RNA. RefSeq lists its product as uncharacterized. The record is from RefSeq and is a predicted model, not a curated record. NCBI's taxonomy places the organism in Eukaryota, Viridiplantae, Streptophyta, Magnoliopsida, Ericales, Ebenaceae. The transcript is spliced from 2 exons. Gene Ontology annotation, molecular function: protein dimerization activity. The coding region runs from base 76 to 990 and encodes 304 amino acids.